Molecule: messenger RNA, 6476 nt
Organism: Oncorhynchus mykiss (rainbow trout)
Lineage: Eukaryota; Metazoa; Chordata; Actinopteri; Salmoniformes; Salmonidae
Gene: zfyve9a
Product: zinc finger, FYVE domain containing 9a
Biological process (GO): endosomal transport; liver development
Cellular component (GO): early endosome membrane
Molecular function (GO): metal ion binding
Source: RefSeq, a predicted model, not a curated record
GGAAUAGUAGUGAGGCGACAGAGUGAUUCCUGAGUGCUGACGUACAACUACUACUUUCCGUCUUCAGCUGUUCCAAGUCUGGCGACAACUGAACUGUGUGUGGUGUGUUGACCUACACGGGGAGACUUGGAAAAUAAAACUGAAAGGCGAUUGUUAUUGGACCCGUGUGUGUGUGUGUGAGAGAGAAUGACCGGUACAAACGGAAGGAUUUCAUGGCACUACGCGUGAAGAUGGGAAUUCCACCAAUAUGGGCGCUUGGCGCUGGCCAGACUGGAUGAGGAAGUGAGGCUGAGUGAGAAGGAGAUCACAGCUUCCCAGGACUACUGUUGGAGAGGACCUCUGGACAGGUUCCUGCAGCGUGUGUCAGGGUGGAGGUACCGGACUCAUGGAGAACCACUUCCAGACAGAGGCCUUCAACCUGGAUAAAGUGUUGGAUGACUUUGAACAGAAGCAAAAUGAGACCGACAGUCCCAGUCUGUCUGAUAAGUGGAUUCAGAUCCUGGCCCCUCCUGCCCACCUACUAUCUCCGAACCGUGCCCUGGCUUUGACCCCAGACCUCGGCCCCCUCCCCUUAAAGACCCCCCUGCCCCCUGACCCGUCAUCCAGCAACCCCCAGGGGACCAACGCUAAAUGCCACCCCACCGCCGAGCCCCCACCCUGGGGAGAACUACCAGACUGCCGUGCAGACGUGCGGAGCCCUUCGCUCCCCCAGCCCAACAUCGGCAAGCUGUUUGGGGGUGAGGGCUCGUCGGCCUCCUCUAGCUCCCCUCCGUACCACCACCACUCCUCUAUCAGCCCCUCUAGUCCAGCCAGCCCUGCCCUCAAUGGGCUCGGUGAAGAUCCCUGCAAGGGGAACCAGACAUUCCCUUUAGACCACCACCAGCCCCCCACACCCUCAGACCCACGUACUGAUGCCCCUGUGGGGGAGAGGGGUGACGGGAGCUCCCACGUUAGUCACACACACUUGACCAUUGAGGAGAGGCUGGGAGGGGUUGAGGCGAUAGCAGAGAAGUUUAACUCCAAGCCAGAGACCGAGAGACCUGGCGCUUGGCCUCCUAUUCAGGACAGUGGUAGGGAGGAGGCUGGACUGGCUGGGGUACAGUCACAUGAGGAAGGAAUCCCUAAGAGGGAAAGUCAUGGAAAUACUGUUAAAAAUGGAUUGAUGGAGGGACCGACAGAGCGGAAGGAGUGUAGGAAUUCCUCUCAGAAGCAGACGAGGUUGAUAGGAGAAAUGGAGAAGGAGAGCAGGGGAGGUCAGGAUGGAGAGAUGGUUCUUACCAGCGGCAUGGCUACUGAGGACCGAGGGAGCAGGGAGGAGGAAGAGGAGGACCGAGGGAGCAGGGAGGAGGGCCAGUCUCUCCCCCCUCACUCCAAGGAGGACUCCGUAAAAGAGGAGAAGGAGAUGGAGGAGAGCAACCUAGAGAACGGAGGAGGAGAUAGCAGUGUUGCCUCCAUACUGAACACUCGUCUGCAGCUGGUAAGUGUUCCGUUCGGUGGAGCACGUCCCAAACAACCGGUCACUCUCAAACUCCAGAUCCCCUGGCCGCUAUCCGGACAGGACCAGAACCAACUAUCACCUACCGUUAACACCACCAUCGCCGUCUGCAAGAACAAGAACUUUGAGAACCGUGCCGGUGACAUAACCAUGGAUACUGGAACCGUCGUUGCCGGGGGUGACCCUGGUGGUUGUGUCGAGGUUGUUAACGGGGAGUUGCUAAACGGGUCGUCAUCGUUGGGCCUGGUGCUGGAGUCCGAGAGCAGCCCGGACAAUGACCUCCAGGCUGGGUGUCACCACCAGGGUGCUCUGCCCAGGAAACAGCUCUCCUCCCUGGGGGAUGUGGCCCCCGUGUGGGUCCCUGACUCCAAGGCACCAGUCUGUAUGAAGUGUGAGAUCCGCUUCACCUUCACCAAGAGGAGGCAUCACUGCAGGGCCUGCGGAAAGGUGUUCUGUGCUGCCUGCUGCAGCCUGAGGAGCAGACUGAUUUACAUGGACAGGAAGGAGGCCAGAGUCUGUAUCACCUGUCACUCUGCCCUACUGAGUGCUCAUUCGUGGGGGGGUAUGUGUGGUGGGUCUAACCAGAGCCCUAACCCCAACAACCCAGCAGAGUUCUGCAGUGCCAUCCCACCUCUGCAGCAGAUCCGCUCAGAGGGGUCCACAGGUUUCCACCCGCGGGAGCGGAGGAGGGUGCGGUUUGCAGAUGGAAUCCUGCCCAAUGGGGAAGCAGCGGAAUCACCCAAGCUCCCUGCUACCAGCCCCGCCCCCUCGCAAACAUUGGCCGUCUCACAGUGUUCCAACAAAUCCUUCACUUCUGAUUUGCGAGAGGUACAGUUGGCACCGAAGGCGUUGUCCCCUGCCCCUGCGUCCACCGUGGGAAGCCCUGUAGGCAGCUCCAUCAGUCUAAUUCCGGAGGACGGACUUCCUCCCAUCCUCAUCUCAACCGGAGUUAAAGGAGGUGUGAGGGGACACAGCACAGCAUCACCACCCUCAGACUAUGCGGUGGAGGAGCGUCCCUCAGAGAUGGUUCUGAUACAGCAGCUGGAGGAGGGAGGUCCUGACCCCUUGGUGUUUGUGCUCAACGCUAACCUGCUGGCCAUGGUCAAACUGGUCAACUACGUAAACAGGAAGUGUUGGUAUGUGACCACUAAGGGGAUGCAUGCAGUGGGCCAGGCUGAGGUGGUGGUGCUGCUGCAGUGUCUACCUGACGAGAAGAGCAUCCCCAAAGACCUCUUCAGCCACUUUGUACAGCUCUACCAGGAGGCCCUCACAGGUAAUGUCCUGACCCACCUGGGCCAUUCGUUCUUCACCCAGAGUUUCCUGGGCAGCAGGGAGCAUGGAGGGUUCCUCUACGUCUCCCCGUCCUUCCAGUCCCUCCAGGACCUGAUGCUCCCCAACCCCCCAUACCUGUUUGGGGUGUUGCUGCAGAAGUGGGAGACCCCCUGGGCCAAGAUGUUCCCCAUCAGACUCAUGCUGCGGCUGGGCGCCGAGUACAGAUUCUACCCCUGCCCUCUGUUCAGCGUGCGGUUCAGAAAACCCCUGUUUGGAGAAGCAGGUCACACCAUCAUGACCCUGCUAGUGGACUUCCGUAACUACCAGUACACGUUGCCCAUGGUGAAGGGUCUGGUGGUGGACAUGGAGGUGAAGAAGACCUGCAUCAAGAUCCCCAGCAACCGAUACAAUGAGCUGAUGAAGGCGAUGAACAAGUCCAAUGAACACGUCCUGGCCAUGGGGGCGUGUUUUAACGAGCUGGCCGACUCCCACCUGGUGUGUAUUCAGAACGACGACGGAAACUACCAGACACAGGCCAUCAGUAUCCACCACCAACCACGCAAAGUGACUGGCGCCUGCUUCUUCGUGUUCAGUGGUUCUCUGAAGGCAUCUUCUGGAUACCUGGCCAAGACCAGCAUUGUGGAGGAUGGUGUGAUGGUGCAGAUCACAGCAGAGACCAUGGAUGCUCUACGGCAAGCCCUCAGGGACAUGAAGGACUUUAGUAUCACCUGUGGCUGGGCAGACCAGGAGUACAGCCAGGAACACGUUCACAUACAGUGGAUAGAUGACGAUCACAACUUUUUCAAUAAGGGGGUAAUUAGUCCUAUUGAUGGGAAGUCUAUGGAGUUCAUCACCAGCGUGAAAAUCUUCCACGGUUCAGAGUUCAAGGCUAAUGGGAAGGUCAUCCGCUGGACAGAGGUGUUCUUCCUACAGAGUGAGGACCAGCCCAACGGUCUGAGUGACCCUGCUGACCACAGUCGCCUGACGGAGAACGUGGCGAGGGCAUUCUGCGUGGCGCUCUGCCCACACCUCAAACUGCUGAAGGAGGAAGGCAUGGCUAAGCUGGGCCUACGGGUCACCCUCGAGUCUGACCAGGUGGGUUACCUAGCAGGAAGUAACGGCCAGCCUCUCCUCUCCCAUUACCUGAGGGACCUGGACAGUACUCUGAUCCCUGUCAUCCACAGAGGGGCGUGUCAACUCAGCGAGGGACCUGUCGUCAUGGAGCUGGUCUUCUACAUCCUGGAAAUCCUCUCCUAGGAGACGGAGGCACCGCUUAGCAACGGACCAACACCCCAGACGCCGAUCUCCUAGUUCUCUCUCUCGUCCUCAUCCUCUAUUUUUCCCUCCCACCUUGCCUCUCCUGUUCUUCAGAGAGAGGCUGUGAGGGGCAGCUAGCUGAUGUUGCUAUCCCUUCAAUAGACAGCUAGGGCCUCUCCAGUCCACCUAUGCAUCAUGUCCACCCUGAUCACAUGAAAUUAAAUUUUUCCUCAAAACACAACUUUAUAUAUUGGAGUGCCUUUGCUUUUUUGACGACCGUUAGAAACAAUGUCAUGUUUCUACGCAUGUGAAUUUAGCUAGCCAAGUCGCCAUGACAACGCCGAAAAAGUGUGAUCGAGGAAUUCUAUUGGAGAAGCAGUUCCUGUCAAUCUUCACACUGUCUUUGCUGUGGGAGCUAGACAACCUAGAGGACAAAGCACAAGACCCCAUGUAGAGGUGUCCAAAGCUCUGCCUGAUGAGACUACACUUUUGUCUCUGCCGACAGGGACUUCAGUUGGGCUGGGAAUAUUAAAAACUCGGAGAUGGAGAGGGGGUAGAGCGAGAACAAGAGGAUCUGGUGAUGCUGUUUAAUUUGCAUCCUGGUGCUCAGUUCCAUCAGUCGCAACUCUUUACAGUGGAAGGAGGGAAGAGAGAAGGAACGAACAACUUACCUGUCGUUUUCAGCCAAUGAUCACCAAAUGCUUUAUUUCCUGACAUUGAUGGACUACAGUUUUCGUUUUGCUUGUUAUUUUGUUUAGGCAGGGGUGCAAUUGGCUCAAUAGCUCAUCCAGAGAUCCAACACCAAGAUUGUCUGUCUCACUAGAACUGUUAAGCAGUUAGACCACUUAGUCGAAAGCACAAUGUCUAAGAGAGGUGGUGUGGGUGUUUACUGAUUUUACUGUCAGACUUAAUAGGUCAAAGAUCCUGAACCGUGGAGAUCAACCAAGCUUUAUAUGGCUGAGCUUCAAGUCUUAUGAGAACCAUGCCACCCUUCUGUUUAAAACAGGUUUCCAAUGCUUUACCAGAACAUUCUAACAGGAAGUAUAACAAACAGUCUCUGGCCUCUCAUUGGCCACCCGAGGGGAUUGGUUGGAGUCUUGGGAUGAGAAAUGCAUUGUGGUCUGAUCCUUCACCACCGACUCAACUCCAGCCCCAUCCUUCCACCCACCGUUAACUAGCCCCAUCCUUCUCUCUAAGUGAUGGAGAGGGUACUAGAGGAACUGAAGCAUCUUCAGUAAAUUGUUACCUGUGGUUGCUUCCCAAAUUGCACACUACAUUUGACCAGUGCCAUAUGGGACGUGACCCUGUCCUCCUGACCUGUGAGCCAAAGCAACUAGUCAACACAUUGAUGCUGCUCUCCUCCAUCCCCACAGCAUUUUUGUACAAUUCAAAAUAAAAACUGCCUAAAUGAUUUUGCAGAAACCAAAAAAAUGUAGAUGCCCUGGAGUCUAAGCCAUUUUAACCGUUCAGCGACUGGCCGUACUUCAACAUCGAAUUGUGUUUUUUACAUCCACUGUGUAAGCUGCUCUGAGGGCCUAUGGGAAUAGGGUGCCGUUUGGAACGUAAGACUGCCCUCUGCUGUGGGAAUGGACCUGAAGACUAUACUAUAGUUUUAGUGCAACUGUUUGUUGCUAAAUUUGGCAGCAAUCCAUUACCAAAAUAUAUUUCUCAUUUAUGAACUGCUAAAUCUGUAGGUAAACAAAGAUACUAUCAGGGGGUGGCAGGUAGCCUAGUGGUUAACCAGGUAAGAAUGUCGUUCUGCCCCUGAACAAGGCAGUUUAACCCACUGUUCCUAGGUCAUUGUAAUUAAAUCAACUUUGACCAUUCAACUGUAUGUAAAGAACAUUGUGGGUUUCAGACAGUAUUGAGGGCAAACUAUGACAGAACAAUGGUGAUUGGAGGAUCAGAACCACCUGCCUAAUAAAUACAACCUUGUGUCUGCCUAGUCAACAAGGUUAUGCGCUCAAUAGGUACCAUGCGGACUUGCCCAAUAAGAAACAAAUGAAAUGUUCCGUGCCCCAAAGAACAGGACUCACAUUUCUGGAGAGAAGCUUUCUUAUCUGCAUGACAGUGGCUUCCUAAAUCUUACACUUGUGUGCAACUUCCAAGAUAAACAACCUUCUAAAAUGUCUCGGCCAUUCAGAGCUUUGUGUACCCUUACAGGGGAGGGACCUACCUGAAUUUGUCCAAUAGAAACCUUUUGUGACCGUGUGCACUAGUGAAUACACCCCGUUACUUUUCUUUGGCACUAUUGCAGCACUCUAUCAAAAGUGGUAGAAUUGUUUAUCUUGAUGGUAGCAUUUUGUUAUUCAAUUGAACAGACUUACCAAUACCAGAAGGCCAUUGCAUGAAGACAGAAACAAACCAACUACUCGGCUUUGUGACCAUAUUCUACUGUCCUGUGUAUCAGUCAGGCCGGACCAGGGAAAAGUGUCUAACAACAACAAAAACA